This is a messenger RNA of Lethenteron reissneri (Far Eastern brook lamprey), 3801 nucleotides long. It is a transcript of the gene EIF2A, whose product is annotated as eukaryotic translation initiation factor 2A. Gene Ontology annotation, cellular component: cytosolic small ribosomal subunit. Gene Ontology annotation, molecular function: ribosome binding; translation initiation factor activity; protein binding. Lineage: Eukaryota; Metazoa; Chordata; Hyperoartia; Petromyzontiformes; Petromyzontidae. Gene Ontology annotation, biological process: translational initiation. The record is from RefSeq and is a predicted model, not a curated record.
CGCCGCCCCCCCCCUCCUCCCUCUCUCUCUCUCCCAGGACCCCCCGCGCGAGACGAACAUGGCGGCGCCUGUGCCUCUGCUCGUGGUCAGAGGCUCAGGUGGUCUCCAGCUCAUCGAUGGGCCUCCCGAGUUUAAAGAAAACAGCGCCUUCCCCGGCGAGGACAAGAAGACCUGCAGGGUUCUGGCGUUCAACAGCAGUGGCACACAGCUGGCCUGGUGCAAUGGAGAGAAGGUGCAGGUAAUGAGCCUGCCGGAAUGCAAGCUGCUGCACAGCCUGGACAUGCCGAAGACGGCGUGCCUGGCGUUCUCGCCGCUCGGCACGCUGCUCGCCGUGUGGCAGCCCUACAUGACAACCAAAGACAACCCUAAGGGGGAGCCCAACCUGAUGCUGUGGGACCUCAAGGAGGGCAAGUGCUUGAAGUCCUUCUUCCAGAAGAAGCAGCAGGGAUGGUGCCCCAGCUGGUCGGACGACGAGAAGCUCUGCGCGCGGAUGGUCAACAACGAGGUGCACUUCUUCGAAGACAACAACUUCGACACGAUCGCGAACAAGCUGUUCCAGCAGAAGGUGGCGGACUUCCAGCUGUCCCCGGGGCCCAGCCCCAGCAAGGUGGCCGUGUACGUGCCGGGAGUGAAGGGGGGCCCGUCGUUCGUGCGUCUCUACCGCUACCCCGACUUCGGGGGCCCCACGCAGGCGCUGGCCAACAGGAGUUUCUUCAAGGCCGACCGCGCCUCCCUGGUGUGGAACAAGAAAGCGACGGCCGUGCUGGUGGUGGCGAGCACGGACGUGGACAAGACGGGCGCGUCGUACUACGGCGAGCAGACGCUGCACUACAUGAGCACGGGCGGGGAGAGCAUCAUCGUGCAGCUGCCCAAGAACGGUCCAAUCUACGAGGCGACGUGGAGCCCGACGUCCACCGAGUACUGCGUGGUCUACGGCUUCAUGCCGGCCAAGGCGACGAUCUACAACCUCAGCUGCGAGCCCGUGUUCGACUUCGGGACGGGGCCGCGCAACGCCGCCUCCUACUCGCCGCACGGCGGGCUGCUGGCACUUACCGGCUUCGGGAACCUGCGCGGCAACAUGGAGUUCUGGGACGUGCGCAAGAAAACGCUCGUGUCGCAGAUCACGGCGUCGGACUCGACGCACUUCAACUGGUGCCCGGACGGCGCGCACGUGCUGACCUCCACCUGCGCACCGCGCCUGCGCGUCGGCAACGGCUACCGCGUGUGGCACGUGUUGGGGGCGACGGUGUUCACCUGGGAGGCCUCCGAGAACUCGGAGGUGUGGGAGACGACGUGGCGCCCCGUGCCGGAGGGGACCUACCCGGAGCCGGGCAUCACCGGCCGGGCCGCCGGCAACGUCGCCGCUGGCAACGGCGCACCGGCCGCCCCGGGGAAGAAGAUCCCGCAGACAUACCGGCCACCGGCCCUCCGCAACAAACCGGUCACCAACACCAAGCUGCACGACGAGGAUGAGCUUCCGCAGAACAUGCGGCCGGCGGCGGGGAGCGCGGCGGCGGAGAAGCAGCUGUCGAAGGCGGCGCUCAAAAACCUCAAGAAGCGGGAGGCGAAGAAGGCGGCCAAGCAGGAGGGCGGAACAGAGGCGCACGAUGAUGACACGGUCGCCCACAUUGGCAGCGACGCAAAGCCUGCGGUGAUAUCGACAACAGAGAGCGUGCAUGACCCUGACAAGGAGAAGAAAAUAAAAGCCUUGAAAAAGAAGCUGAAAGCCAUCGAUCAGUUGAGGGAGCAGCAGACAGGCGGGAAGGAGCUUCAGAAAAACCAGUUGGAGAAGAUGCAGAUGGAGGCGUCGCUGCUGGAGGAGUUGGAGCAGCUGGAGCUGCAGGACUGACGGCGGUUGUCGGCGGCGGCGGCGGCGGGAUGAGCAGGCCCCAGUCGAGAGUAACGGGAGCCGGCGGGCCUCGAGUGGUGCCGGUGGCGGGGGGGGGGGGGAGGGGGGCGCAAGCUUCGGUCGGCUUGACCGGUGUGCGAGGACGAGACACGGCACUCACCCUCCCUCCGGCCCCCCUCCCCGACGGUGGGACGGAACGUGACAUUUUUUGCCGCCGCGGCAAAUGCGCCCUAACCCCCCCUCCCUCCGCCUGAAUAAAGUCGAGUCAAAAGCCUCCCGAGUUAUCACAACGCCUGCGAUCGAGUGGCGGCGAUCGUCUCGUUGGGGCCUGGCACGUUUGUGGGGACCCCCGUGCGAGCGACGGUGUGCGGUUUACCGGUGCGGUUUGUACACUGCCGUUUUAAGUUUUUACAAACGCCACACUCGCCCCCUGCAGGUACAUUAAAAUACAGCCCUUUGUCAAUCCACUGCUGGAUGAAGGCUUCCCCCACACUGCCUUGGGGGGGGGGGGGGGGGGGGUUGCUUGACCAUACUUUACCACGCUGGUCAGUGCGAGUUGGUGAAGGCGGCACCCGGGGAGACUGGUUCCGAUAUCGCUCGCCACCGAUGUUGCAUGCGAUUAGCCACGCACUACCCCGUGGCUUUGGCCUUCAGGGAGAUCGCUGGUGCUGCUGCUGCUGAGGAUUGUUUAAGGACUUGUAAUGCGGCGUUGAUCACAGCCGAGACACAAACCGGCCACCACGCUCAUUACCUCUGCUCUCCGGCGGAGUUGUGAUCAUUGUGCCGGGCUUUUGCAUUUUGUUUCAAACAAUUCCCCCCCCCACUCCCGACUUUUUGGGCGACUUCAGCUUCCGUGAGCUGUGUCUGUGAGAUGUCCGUGGGGUUUAGCGAAUCGGUUGGCGGCACGCGAAAUUCGACGCACUUUGUCCAGUCGAUCGUCGUUUUUCGGAAUUGUCGAACGGGGGGGCGCCCACCGUCGCUUCCCGAGUCGCGGUCGGUCCCGUCGGCGGGUUCCUGACGUGUGUGCGAGCGUAAGUGUUGUGAACGCGCGCGAGUCUCGGGCACGGUGCGAGAGGGCGAGUCUUGUGGGGUCUCGCUGUUUGCGAGUCCUCUGUCUUGAGUAGGAUGCGAAUAAUUUUUACGUUUGAGUUUAUUUUCGCACAACCAAGGCGAGAACUCGGGAGACCAGGAUAAAAGUCUUGUAUGCAAGAGUGACUGGCCUGGGUCGGCAACGUAAAAGAAAAAAAAGUUUCGCAGUUAAGAAAACAAAUCGGAGAAAAAAAAAUCUGCGUCGAAACAUGAGGUCGAAAAUAUUGCGCGAACAAAUCAGUGUUAAGUCAUAAAUUCCCUGCAGCGCAUGUUGGCUCGCUGCAGUUUACCUUUAGGCCGAUAAUCGCACAAUAACAAGAUAAAAACAACAUCAAACGGAUGUAAGGUGGCUUAUAGACAAGGAUCUACAUGAAAUACAUGUUUAUCCUUGUCCGCUUAAGUUCCACGAGUGUGAAAGUUGCACGUUUCCUGUGUAUAUGCGAGUCCUCUGUGUGAGUCCUGUGUGAAUACUGUGUGAAUACUGUGUAUGUGUACUGUGUGAGUACUGUGUGUACUGUGAGUCCUGUGUGUGUGUGAGUCCUCUGUGUGUACGGUGUGUGAGUACUGUGCGAGUACUAUGUGUGUGUGUGAGUACUGUGUGAGUAUUGUGUAUGCGAGUCCUCUGUGUGUGUGUACUGUGUGAGUCCUGUAUGUGUGUGAGUACUGUGUGUGUGUGAGUACUGUGUGUGAGUACUGUGUGUACUGUGUGUGUACUGUGUGUGUAUGCGAGUCCUCUGUGCGUGUCCUGGAAGUCGCCCAUCCUCCUGCGCGUGCCGUGUUUACGUUCAACGAGACGUGACGCGUUUUGCAUCACUUACACCACGAGAGCAAUACUUUAAUAAAGUUUAUUUCAAAGUAGAGUA